UAUUAAGGAUUGGUGAUGAGACUUUAACCGAAUACAUUGAUGAUUGCGUGCAUGUACAGGCAAUAACGAUGUAUAAUAGCGACACACACUGAAAUAAAGAAGACGAAUUUUUCCGUCGUCGUCGUCGAUAUUUUUUUAAGUAACAUUAGAUGUAACACAAACUCAGCAACACACAAUUAACACAAUUUAGGAAAUUCGUUUACACACAGCAACAACAAAAAUAAAUAUCUAGCAAAUAUUAAACAAUUCUCUUUUAUUUUCAAGUGUUUAGUCGUUUUAAUUCAAUCUGUUCCAGUGUUCAGCGAACAAUUUUUUGUUCGCUCUUAUUUUACUUGUAUACACUGAACGUCGGUGAAAAAGACGGAAUUUUUUUUUAUAAGCAAAUGGAAGAGAAAUAAAAUCAUCAUCCGCAUUUAAAAUACAUCAACAGUAUCGAAUUCAACUAAAUAAUUUUCCUUUUUUCUAAACAAAAAAAAAGAACAUUAACAUUAAGUGAAACAUUGAAGCAAUUCGAUUGAAAAUCAAAGAUAAAAAAAUCAUAGUGUUUUGCUAUUGGAUUCAAUUCGAAUUGCAAACACAAAACACAAUAAGAAAAUCCAUUACAAUGGACUGUCAUCGAAUGUAAAGUGUUCAGUUCAAAAUUACAGUGGAUUUGUUGGCGAAAAAAAAGCACCAAUCCAUCCACGUAAGAGAAGUUGGGUGUGUUUUUUCCUUUCUCAGUUAUAAGUGAAACAAACAGUUGUUGUGAUUUGUUCUAGUGGAAUUAGCCUUUGAACGAGUUCAUUGCUUACACCGGCUAAACUGAGUGUAUACUAGACGCAACGAAAAAAAGCAACACGAGCUUGUGGUAUACCACAGGCCGAACAGUUUCAGCAGUGGAAUUACCUGUUAAAGGCUGAAACACACAGAGUGUAGAACGGAGAGCGGUGCAACUACAACAACAAAUAAACAAAAUAGAUUUUGAACGUAUUAGCAAAUUAUGACAUACGAUAGCAGAGGCCAUGCAGUUGAAUCGGAUGAUAUAUCGGAUCAACGACACGAAAACACAAUGCUCAAUUCACGGAAUAAUGAAUCAAAUCAACCAACGUCUGAACAAUUGAUUGAACAUUUUCCGGAGAUAAAACUCCGAUCGCUUAUAGCUAAAAUAUCGAGUCCACGAUGGGUAGUACCAGUGUUACCUGAUCAAGAAUUGGAAUGCCUAUUAAAUUAUGCGAUUGAAUUAACGAAGGCUGGUAUUGACGAGGAAUGUGAGUCAUGCAUGCGCUUUUAUCGCGAAGGUUUGACGGUUUCAUUUAUGAAAAUUCUAACGGAUGAAGCGGUCAAUUCAUGGAAAUACAAUAUACACUACUGUAUAUUCAAUUCGUGUGUGAAGUUUAUGCAAUUGUGUGCAUUGCAUUUAAAACGUGAUAAUACAUAUUUAUUGGAAUUGUUGAGUGUUGUUUUGGAUCCCGAUAAUAAAUUCAAUACAUUUAAUAUAUCACGGCAAGCGACCAAUUCAUCAUUUGGCAGCCUAACGGCAGCCAAUGUGAAAAGUGACAAUUCAAUCGGUCAACAAUCGCCGGCUAUCACAACAACAACACCAACCAGCACAGCGGUGAAUACUGGCUCAACAACAGCAACACCAUCUACUGCCACAACAUCGCCAUCGACUCCAUUAGUUUCUCAAACUCAAAAUGUUGUGGAAAUUGAUUUCCCCAUUAUGGACGUUGUGGAAACCAAUUCAAGUACACCAACGGUUUUAAAUAAACCAAAUACAUCUCCGGUCAAUACAACGUUGAAUUCAACUAAUGUCACACAACCGCGACAAUCGCCGGUUCAACUACAAAGCAACGAAAAUGCAUCCACUCCAUCUAGAAAUCAGUCACAAAAUAACGCCGGUACAAAUGCAUGGGAAGUAUGCAUUUUAUCGGAAGAUCAAUUAUUUGCUAAAUCACCACCAGAACCACAUCAUCCACGCGGUUGGCUUGUCGAUCUCAUCAAUCGAUUUGGUCAAUAUGGUGGUUUUGAUAAUUUGCUGGAUCGUUUUUAUGCUGGUGUUGCUUCGGUGCAAAAGAAAUCGAGCGAACAACCAAUCGAUGCCAAAGAUGCAAAAACUGUAACAUCAAAUGGAGUGACAACGGUACGACCAAUAACAGCAACCACAACCAAUACAACGCCAACCGCCCAAAUAAAAACCAAUGAAAAUAACAGCAACAUAACAUUGCAUUUAAUUUAUGCAUUGGUUCGACCAUUUGGCCAAUGUUAUGAGCUACUUACGGUGCGCACCAUUGAAAAGUACUUUUUACCCAUGUGGGAAAUUGUAUUGGAAUUGUUAAACAAUUUAUCGGAUGAAGAGCUAAAACGUGAAGCAAAACCAGAAGGUCGAAAUGAUUUGAUCAAUGGAAUUAUAAAAUCGGCACGAUGUUUAACUAGUCGUUUAUCAAAUCAAGAGAAUCUUAUCAAAGAAUUGGAAAUGUUUCGACUGAAAAUGAUUUUACGUUUAUUGAAAAUAUCCAGUUUUAAUGGUAAAAUGAGUGCAUUAAAUGAAAUCAAUAAGAUUUUAUUCGCCUUUUCCUACUAUCCGCGACAAUCGCAAAUUCCGAUGUGCGCCCCAGAAGAGGAAAUCGAUUGGUUGAGUGCGGAAAAAAUUGCAAAAUGGAUAAAAGACAGUAAUGUAUUGGGCAUCGUGUUGCAUGAUUCACUGCAUCAACCACAGUAUGUGGAUAAAUUGGAGAAAAUUUUACGAUUUUUAAUCAAAGAAAAGGCGUUAACGCUCAGUGAUUUAGAUGCCGUAUGGCAAGCACAAGCUGGUAAACAUGAAGCAAUCGUUAAGAAUGUUCAUGAUUUGCUUGCAAAAUUAGCCUAUGAUUUUAAUACCGAGCAAUUGGAUCAUUUAUUUGGAUGCUUUCAGGCCAGCAUGAAGUCGGCCAAUAAGCAUCAACGUGAACGUUUAUUGGAGUUAAUUCGUCGUUUAGCCGAAGACGAUAAAAGUGGCGUGAUGGCACACAAAGUGUUAAAACUAUUCUGGACAUUGGCCCAUAGUUUGGAAAUACCAAAAGAAGUAAUGGAACAAGCAUUAACGGCACAUGUGAAAAUUUUGGAUUAUAGUUGUGCGCAAGAGCGUGAUGCUCAGAAAACCAUAUGGCUAUCAAAAUGUGUGGAAGAAUUGAAACAGGAUAAUGGAUGGGUGUUGCCAGCAUUACGUUUAAUCCGUGAAAUAUGUUGCCUGUACGAUCCAUCCACUAGUCAUGUGCAACGAAUGCAUCAGAGUUUUAAUCGUCAGCAUGUGAUUGAGCGGCUACAGAAUGAGCAUACGCUAGUCAUUUUGGUAACAAAUAGCCUUACCGCAUACAUGGAUCGCGUCCGUGCGAUUGUUAAAGAGAAACCAGAUACCGUGCCUGAAACACUGUUGCUCGAUCAUCGUUAUCCGCAUCAGCAACAGAUUCAAGAGCGUUUAGAUUUUUUGAAAUUCGUCUUAAAAGAUGGUCAACUGUGGCUGUGUUCGGAUCAAGCAAAACAAAUUUGGCAGUGUUUGGCUGUGAAUGCUGCCUUUCCAACGGAUCGCGAAGAGUGCUUUCGAUGGUUUGGCAAAUUGAUGGGCGAAGAACCGGAUCUCGAUCCCGGUAUCAAUAAAGACUUUUUCGAAAAUAACAUACUACAAUUGGAUCCACAAUUGCUAACCGAAAGUGGCAUUAGAUGCUUUGAACGCUUCUUCAAGGCGGUCAAUUCAAAAGAGGAGAAACUAAAGGCAAAAUCACGUAGUUACAUACUUGAUGACGAAGAUCUCAUCGGCAAAGAUUAUUUAUGGCGUGUCAUUACCACCGGCAACGAGAUUAUUUCACACAAAGCAAUUCAAUUGCUGAAAGAAGUAUCGACCGCACUUGGACCAAGACUUCAAGCAAAUAUUGCAACAUUUCAUGAGAAUUUCAUUCGAGAGUGCUGUGAUCGGCUCAAGGCGUACCACGACAAUAUUAUGGUACUAACGGAAACCAUGCAAGGUGACAAUUUACAGGAGAACAGUGACGAAAACAAAGAUAAUAAAAUGCGUCAUGUUGAAGCGGAGAAAAUGUGCCGUGUUAUCAUUAUGCUUUUGGAAUAUAUUGUUGAGUGUGAUCGUGCAUAUACGGGCGAACGUAUCUGUUUGCCAUUGAGUCGAGCUUAUCGCGGCAAACAUGUUACAUUAUAUGUUCGAAUUCAAUUUCCGGGACGACAACAAACCGAAGAUAUUGAAGUGAACACGCAUAGCAACGAAAUGGUUUCCUCAUUCAAGCGACAAUUGCUCAAACGCAUCAAAAGCACAUCGAACAAUAUCAAAAUCGACUUUUACUAUCCAAAUGACAACUUAAUCGAAAUUAAUGAUGAUCAAAAUGCAAUAAGCUAUUAUAAUAUUCGUGAUAAAAUGUUGAUAACUGCCAAAUUAUCACCGUACAGUCCAGGCCUAUCGAGUAGCCCAGACAGCUCUAGCGAUAGCAGUACAGGUUCGCCACCUCGUCCAUGCCCCGACAUGAUGAAACCAGAAAAUGAACGACAACUUCCUGGCAUCAUAAUCGCACAAAAGCCACACUACACCGAAUUCUUUUUGCGAUUGUAUCAAUUGGGAAUUGAUUUGAAUCAUGCACUGUUGCGCGAAGGCUGCCGUAGUCUAUUGCAUUUGUUACCAAUCGAUCGACUAACAUCACAGAAAUUACAACAAAUGUGUAAUCCAUUGGCAACGUACGAUAAUUUGGUGACCGUUACGCCCGAAAUGAUGUUUCUUCAUCCACCAUUUGCGCAAGUGAUUUACAAUUUGGAAGUGUUGUAUGCGCUGCUCAUACCGGCCAUCGAGCAAAAUCAAUCGUUUCAAAUGUCAUGGAUUCAUUCAGGUGUUGCUCAUUUCAUACUGGAGCUAUUGACCAAAAAUAAUUUCAUACCAAACUCCGAUGUACAUACAAAACGUGCUGCCUUCACGAAUGUAUUGCGAUUGUCAAAGAUCUUUUUGUUUGUGGUUGGCUGUGUACUAAGCAAAGUCGGUGACGAACCAGCAUCAUCGAUUAGCGAAACGGGUCGUUCCCAAAUCGAUCUGCUAAAGUCAACGUUUACAAAUAUUUUGGGUCAAACGGAGCAAACAAUUCGUGUGAUUGCAAUGAAAUUGGCAGAUAGUCUAUCGAAUGAAAUGUUAUCAUAUGAACCGGAAGGUGUGACAUGCCGAAAACUAUUUGCAAGUGCAUUGAAAUGGUCGUGUCCAGAUGUGCAAACGAUUAAGGCAAUUGUUCAAUUGGCAUGGGCCAGUGGUGUUGGUCAUCUCGAUAUGUUGGACUCCAGUAAUAGUUUCAGCGAUUCAAAGCCGACACCAGAACAAGCCGAUCAUAAUUUGUGCAAAGAAGCUCUUGAAGUGUUAACCAUAUCGUUGGUUUUAAAUCCGGGGGCCAGUGAAUCGCUUAGCAAAGAUCCAAUGUGGCCGAAAUUCAUUUUGGCAUUAGUGCUGGAAAAUCCAAUGCGUCAAAUUCGACAAAGUGCAACCGAACAAUUGUACUUGAUUUGUACGUAUUGUGCAACCGAUUGGCGACCAUUUUCAUUUGUUAUCGCACUAUUGAUUGAUGCAUUGGAGAAUUUAGCACCACACAAUUCAAGCACAUGUGCUGAAUUCUUCCAAUUAUUGUGUCGAACACUGAACUAUGGAUGCCUAUACAAUUGGCCAUUUCCAAUCAACGAUGUCCUAUUGACGCAGGAAAUUUCAUGGCUACGCGCCAUUUUGGAGAACGUGAAAAAAUGCGGUGAAACGAGCGUGCACGAAGAUCUCCUCGAAGGGCAUUUAUGUUUAACAAAAGAGCUUAUGUUCUACUUUAAUGCUGAUUUAAAGUCCCAGCUCACCGAAUUCAUCAUUGAAAUCUUAGAUGAGUUUCUGUUUCCAGCAUCACGACAAUAUUUGCAACUUUAUCAAAGCGAUCAGUUGAUCAAUUUUGAUGCAGCACCGCCCGUCUGUCGUAGCCCACACACCAUAACAGCUGCAUGUGAUUUGUUGAUUGCAUUAUGCCAAAAUUCAAUACCAAAUAUGAAAUUAAUCGUUAAUAAUUUAGUAAAUAUGAUUUGCACACAUUCGGAACCGUUACGCGAAUGGGAAUAUUUGCCACCAAUUAAUGCACGACCAUUCAAAGGUUUUUGCGGUUUGAAAAAUGCUGGCGCCACAUGCUACAUGAAUUCGGUGUUGCAGCAAUUGUUUAUGGUGCCAUCGAUUCGCGUUGGUAUUCUAAGCGCAACCGGGGCAUGCAACGAUCCACACGAAGAUUUCAGCAAUGAAGCUGAGACCACAUCCGAUUAUUAUCGAAUUGAAAACGAUACGGAAUUCAGUAACUUGAGCAUUCGUGAACGCUACAAUGUGUCGAUUUUAAAGCAUGUCCAAGCAAUAUUCGCUCAUUUGGGACACAGUGCACUACAGUUUUAUGUUCCACGCGGCCUAUGGAGUCAAUUUAAACUUCAAGGGGAACCGGUGAAUCUGCGAGAACAACAAGACGCCGUUGAAUUUUUUAUGUCGAUUUUGGAUAGUUUAGAUGAAGGUCUAAAGGCCCUGGGCCAUCCACAAUUGAUGGCAUCGACACUUGGUGGUUGUUUUAGUGAUCAAAAAAUUUGCAAAGAAUGUCCACAUCGUUAUUCAAAAGAAGAACCAUUCAGUGUGUUUAGCGUCGACAUCCGAAAUCAUAGUUCACUCACAGAAUCGCUCGAACAAUAUGUCAAAGGAGAGUUACUUGAAGGCGCCGAUGCCUAUCAUUGUGAUAAAUGUAAUAAAAAGGUGGUCACAAUCAAGCGAUUGUGUGUUAGAAAGCUGCCCCCGGUUUUGGCAAUCCAAUUGAAACGAUUCGAAUAUGACUACGAACGUGAUUGUGCUAUUAAAUUCAAUGAUUACUUUGAGUUUCCACGGGAAUUAGACAUGGAACCAUACACAGUUUCGGGUUUGGCCAAAAUCGAAGGUGAAGUAAUCGAAUACGAAGAUGAAUUAGAUGAUUCACAAAGUCCGACCAAGUAUCAAUUGACCGGAAUUGUUGUGCACAGUGGACAAGCAUCUGGUGGUCAUUACUUUAGCUAUAUUCUUCACAAGGACUACGAGACGGGUAAAGACCAAUGGUAUAAAUUCGACGAUGGUGAGGUGACCGAAUGCAAAAUGCACGAAGACGAAGAGUUGAAAGCACAAUGUUUUGGCGGUGAUUACAUGGGCGAAGUGUUUGACAGUAAUUUGAAACGAAUGCAGUUUCGUCGACAGAAACGAUGGUGGAAUGCGUAUAUGCUUUUUUACACACGCUGUGAUCAAAAAUUCAUGCAUAAAAAAUCACUGAAAGAGCAAUUGUCAUUGGCCGAAAGUCGUCAUUGUAUAUUACCAAUGCCAGAACCAAUUGAGCGCAGCGUUCGAAUACAAAAUAUCCGAUUUUUACAUUCACGCGACAUUUUUACAUCCGAAUUUUUCAAUUUCAUACGUAAAAUGGUACAUUCAUCGGCACCAACGCGCGUCGAAAAAAUGACGCCACAAUUGGAAGAGUUAUCAUUGUUGGGCAUUCAAUUAGCAUCUCGUUUCUUAUUCCAUACCGGAUUCCAUACGAAGAAAACAUUGCGCGGAGCAUCAAACGAUUGGUAUGAAACAUUAUCGCUUCACUUCCGCCAAUCAACAAUGGUGCGACGUUGGUUCUGCGAAAAUGCAUUGAUCAGUAUACCCGGCAGAUUGGCUGAAUAUGUUUUGGUUGCACCAACACCAGAGUUACGCAGCAUGUUUGUUAAAUUGAUCGUAUUUUUAUGUCAUUUUGCUAUGGGCGACGAACCAUUGCAAAAUAUUCAACCAACGGCCGAUUCAUUGUGUGAACAAAUAUUGAUGCAUGUAUUGUAUUUAUUAAAAACGGACGUACCAGAUAAUGGAAAGCAUUUAACACAAUAUUUCAAUAUGUAUAGUAUGUAUGCCGGCAUGAAUACACAGCAAAGGCUACAAUUGCUUAAGUUGAAUGUUCCGGCAAUAUUUAUGCAAGUUGCAUUAGACGAAGGACCUGGUCUACCAAUUAAACAUCAAUAUCCCGAAUUAUGUAAAUUGCAUCAUGUUGUAUCAAUGCUUGUUAGAUGCAGUGACAUUACAUCGGAAUGUUCGAGUCCAAAUGAAUCGCCAAUUUUACCAAAUGUCUACGGUGAUCCGCAAAUAAAUCCAGAAGAUCGACCAAAACUUUCGAAAGAGGCUAUGCAGCAUCUAUUUCAGAAAACAUCUUAUGUCAAGAAGGUCAUUGAAGAUGUGCAUGUAGGUGAAGAAGGAUUAAAAUUGUUGCAAUAUUGUUGUUGGGAGAAUCCGAUAUUUUCGCGAAAUGUUCUUGUUGAAUUGUUGUGGCAAUGUGGAUUCACCUAUUGGCAUGACUUGCGUCAUCACACCGAUAUGCUAUUGAAUAUAUUGUUGAUGGAAGAUUCAUGGCAAAAUCAUCGUAUCCAUAAUGCAUUGCUCGGUGUGGCCGAAGAGCGUGAAGGUUUACUUGAAAUAAUUCAACGAACGAAAACACACUAUCAAAAACGAGCCUAUCAAAUCAUGAAAUGUUUGGUGCAGCUAUUUAAAACAUGUCAAUGUGCACACGAGAUGCUACUGAAUAAUUUCAAAGUGACAACACAAUGGGUGAUGGCUUGUGAAUGGUUGCGAGAAGAGCUUGAUCGUCGAGUGCCAAGCAAUCAAUACAGUUAUAGUUCCUGGUCUCAUUCAUCGGUGGCCAUAUCAUCGGUUGCCACAAAUGACAAUUCCAACGGUUACAUGCUUGAACGAUCACAAUCGGCUAAAAAUCUUAUGACAUUGGCAUUUGAAUUGUGCCCGAGUGAGCUUGAUGCACCUGAAAAUGAAGAGAUUUCCGAUGGCGUUUUGGUGCGAUUGCAAUCACAACAGAUGUUGGACCAAAUACAUGGUGAUGAUCCGCUUGAAGCAUCAGGCACUGGUCGAGUUGAUGGCGAAAAUGAAUCAUCGGAAAGUGAAGAAGAUCCAUGCGAGAGUAUGAAAAAGAUCCAAGCAAAGCAAGGACUGAAAAGCAAUCCACUUUUAAAACGUGAAUACCAACAAAGAGAUCUCAAUAGUUCGGACACAGUGCAAAAUGAUGAAUUUCGUCAAACCGAUCGACGUUCUCCAUACGAAGAUGAUGAGCAAGAAGAUGGGCAAGAAGAUGACAACGAUACCAAUAUCACAGAUGACGAAGAAAAUGUUGAUGUGAAUAACUAUUACCAAAAACUUGGUAUCAUCGACGACAAAAAUGACGGAACGAAUUCAAGCCGACUGAAAUCGUUGUUGGAAUCGCAGGACAUAACAAAUGAGAUGAAAAAUUUACUAAUAACAAAUCCAAACGCAACCGAAACAGACAUAACAAAAUCCGAUGUUAAGCCAAAUGCACCAGCAACCAGUUCAUCACCGCCAACAAUUCCAUCGAAAACCAAUGAACAGUAACAUAUGGACAAAUGACAGCGCCAACGACAACGCUCAAUCGAAUCGAGACGAUACUCAAGCCAUUGAUUAAAAAUGAAAAACGUAAAUUAACAAGACCGUUUUAUACUGCUGGUACGAGACACAGUUGUCGCUGUUAUUUACAGUUCAUGCAUCAUAUCGGAGGUUGUAGCGCGCUCUGAAAAGUGUAAAAAAUGAAUAAAUGGAAAUGAGAUGAAGAAAAAAGACCGAACCACACGAAGACAGACAGAAAAGAACGCUGGUCGAAUUGUUAAAAUCUUAAUCAUUGUAGAUUUCAUUUUUUGCGCUUAUGUGUGAUAUAAAGUUAAUAACUGAAUGAAUGAGAAAAAAAAAGAUAAUAACAAAGAGAAAACAACAAAAAAAAAACAAAUUAAAUAAUCUAAAAUCCACUAAUUUAUAUACAAAACGAAACAACAAUACAAACAAAAAUGGUGAAUAAAACACAAAUUGAGGUACGAUGCGAGCAAGGGCAAGCGAGAUAAAGAGAAAGAAAUUGACAGUAACUGAAAUGAAAUUACUUAUAACGAAAGAGGGAAAGAGCAAUGAAAAGAGAUAUCAAAAUCAUCUACUUAUUCAUACACACAUUCACACAGAAAAUACACACCAACAACAAAUUCUAAGGAAUAUUAAAAUUGAUUGAGACUCUAGUCCAUCGAAUCAGCAAAAGCAAGCAAACAACAUUUAUGAAACUUAGCUAAAACAAAGGAACACACAAAUCGUUAUAAAAAAACAAAACAAUUUUCCAAAUAUGAUUAUUAUCGAACAGAAUUCAAUGAAUCAAUCGAAAUGGUUACAAGAAAAAUAUUGAAAAAAAAAAAAUGUUUAAAUAGAAGCUCGCGAAUAUACUAGGAAGUUAAUUUAAAUUAAAAA
Messenger RNA from Contarinia nasturtii (swede midge), 10285 nucleotides. RefSeq names its product probable ubiquitin carboxyl-terminal hydrolase FAF (gene faf). Bases 980 to 9397 code for a protein of 2805 amino acids. Gene Ontology annotation, molecular function: cysteine-type deubiquitinase activity; cysteine-type endopeptidase activity. Gene Ontology annotation, biological process: cell migration; protein deubiquitination. Gene Ontology annotation, cellular component: nucleus; cytosol. The transcript has 21 exons. The record is from RefSeq and is a predicted model, not a curated record. Lineage: Eukaryota; Metazoa; Arthropoda; Insecta; Diptera; Cecidomyiidae.